Pelodiscus sinensis (Chinese soft-shelled turtle) is the source of this 4001-nucleotide messenger RNA. It is a transcript of the gene IP6K1, whose product is annotated as inositol hexakisphosphate kinase 1. Gene Ontology annotation, cellular component: cytoplasm; nucleus. The record is from RefSeq and is a predicted model, not a curated record. NCBI's taxonomy places the organism in Eukaryota, Metazoa, Chordata, Testudines, Trionychidae. Gene Ontology annotation, molecular function: inositol hexakisphosphate kinase activity. Gene Ontology annotation, biological process: inositol phosphate biosynthetic process; phosphatidylinositol phosphate biosynthetic process.
AUAAGAGACGGGGGCCGGGGCAGGAGGAGUGUGCUAGAGACUGAGCUUUGGGUGGCAGUGUGUGCCCAUGGGAGGGCAGACAGGGCAGGUUACAGCAAUCCUCGCUGGAGACUGACUAACAUUGGUGGCAGUUUAUCCGAGAUUGGAGCAAGACUAGUUCCUGGGACUUCCCAGCCGUGGCUGGCUGCCCCUCGUGAAGUUGCCCCUUCCCAGCCCAUGCGGCUCUCCCCAUGCCCCGAGCGUGCAACUGGUGCCGAACGCAAUGUGUGUUUGUCAAACCAUGGAAGUGGGCAAGUAUGGCAAAAAUGCCAGUCGUGCCGGAGAGCGAGGGGUCCUGCUGGAGCCUUUCAUUCACCAGGUGGGCGGCCACAGCAGCAUGAUGCGCUACGAUGACCACACUGUUUGCAAGCCCCUCAUUUCCCGAGAACAGCGCUUCUACGAGUCCCUGCCCCCGGAAAUGAAGGAGUUCACCCCCGAGUACAAAGGUGUGGUGUCCGUCUGCUUUGAAGGGGACAGUGAUGGCUACAUUAACCUGGUGGCAUAUCCCUAUGUGGAGAGCGAGGCCUUGGAGCAGGAUGACAUGCCAGAGAGGGACCAACCUCGGCGCAAGCAUUCCCGCAGGAGCCUUCACAGAUCCAGCAGCGUCGGAGAGCACAAGGAGGAGCGAGCCAGCCUGGGCAGUGACAAUCCCGAGAGCAGCAUUCAAGAAGCAAAGAGCCCCAAGGCGGAUCUGCACAUCCAUUCCGAUGUUCCCUUUCAGAUGCUGGACGGGAACAGUAGCCUGAGCUCUGAGAAGAUCAGCUACAACCCCUGGAGUCUGCGCUGCCACAAGCAGCAGCUGAGCCGCAUGCGGUCUGAGUCCAAGGACCGAAAGCUCUACAAGUUCCUUUUGCUGGAGAACGUGGUGCACCAUUUCCGAUUUCCCUGUGUGCUUGACCUGAAGAUGGGGACCAGGCAGCAUGGAGAUGAUGCUUCUGAAGAGAAGGCUGCUCGGCAGAUGAAGAAGUGUGAGCAGAGCACCUCGGCCACGCUGGGCGUGAGAGUCUGUGGAAUGCAGGUCUAUCAGCUGGACACCGGGCACUACCUGUGCAGAAACAAGUACUAUGGCCGCGCGUUGUCCAUCGAGGGGUUCCGCAGUGCCCUCGGCCAGUACCUCCACAAUGGCCUGGAGCUGCGCAAGGACCUCUUUGAGCCCAUCCUCGCCAAGCUGCGGAGCCUGAAGGCUGUGCUGGAGAGGCAGGCGUCCUACCGCUUCUACUCCAGCUCUCUCCUCAUCAUCUAUGAUGGGAAGGACAAUAGGGCAGGCAUGCUUGCGGAGCGCAGGGCAGAAAUGCGCCUGAAGCGGGUGGACAGCGCUCUCCCGGAGACCCUGCAGGAUGACACCAGCACAGAGCCCGGCCGCCCCGGCCUGCCCAAGAUAGAUGUGCGCAUGAUUGACUUUGCACAUAGCACGUUCAAAGGGUUUCGGGAUGACCCCACUGUGCACGAUGGACCCGACAUGGGCUAUGUAUUUGGGCUGGAAAGCCUCAUUACCAUCAUGGAACAGCUACGUGAGGAGAACCAGUAGCCCUGGGCUGUGCCCAUUCAUUCCUACCCUGGCUGCGGGAGCAGGAAAAAGCAAACGACUUUGGUAUUCACGGUUCGCUGGCUCCCUUCUUUGUAACUGUCCCUGGGGCUGGAAGAGCUGAGUGAGGACUACGAGGAUCUCUGCCACACUGGAGAUGGCGGCCCCUCUCUUAUUGGGCAUGGAUCUCUACAUUAUGGGUGCUUUCAGGAGGGAGGCGCAAACCAGCCCUUCAGGGUGGAGAUGCGGGUUCCCACUGCUCCCCAGAAGCCCCAGCAGAGCCUUUGGUUUGAGCCUCUUCUGCCCUAUGGAAAGGGCAUUGGGUCAGAUGAGCCAGCGUCCAUGGGGCUGACGGCUCUGCACUCAUGCUGCUUCUAAGGUACCAGCUAGUGGUGCAGCCAGCUCUGCCCCGGGCUGAGAGUGAGCGAGACACUUAUCUUCCCCAGUCUGGGCACUGUGGCGCAGCAUCCACGACGGGCGGGAAUAAACACUCGAACGAACCCAUUGCACAGCUGAGGCAAUGGGGGACCCGCCCUGCCCCAUGGGCUGCUGUGGAGCCAGUGUGGGAGGCUGAGCUACCGCCCGUCGCCACUGGCAGAGAAAGCUGUGCAGGGCCAGGAGGGCGGGGCAAGUGUGAAACUGCCUCUACCUCUGCGCACUGGUCCAAUGAGCGCGCAGCCCCUCGGCUGACAGCAGCGCUGACAGGGAAGUAACUUCCCCUCCCAGCUGUUUCACUGGGUGUAUCGGGCUAGUCCCAGCCUGUGUUUGCGUGGAACAGGCACAAGAGCUGGGCUGGGUCCUGUGGCACAGUGCUGGGUCUGGUUUGAACCCUCUGGGACAGCCCCUCGCGCUCCCUGGCCGAGGGGUGGGAAUUCAGGAGCCUAGUGGAGUCAGUGAGGGAGGAGUUGGAGCUGGUCCCAGGGCUCCAGGCCGUGCUCAUCAUGUUGUCUUAGUCCUGUGCUGGAGUGGGGGGCUGGCAGAAGUGGGUGAACCAGUGGCCUAGCCCCCAGCUGGAAGCUCUUCCCUCCCUGCCUGGGCUUGUGUGGAGCUGGGUAUGGCGAGCUGGCUACAGCGUGGCUACGCUCUGGCCCUGCUCUCCACUCAUGGCUCGGUGUGCGCUGUCAGAGGGGCCUGGGCCUAUCUGCUGGGGGACAGAUGGACAGGGUGCAGGGCUUGGGGCCUGUUACUGGGGGGAGGGAAGGGUGCUUGAGCGUGUACUAAAGCUUCGCACAGCCCCAUCUCUGCUGAGCGUGGUUAAAGCCAAAGCCUGUGCAGACGGGGGCUGCACCCCUACCCGAUGCAGUAAGGCCCCGGCCAGAUGCCUCCUCCCUCCUGUGUGGGGCGUGGCUCUCGCUCCCCCUCUCCAAGCUCGCUGGGCAGAAAUGCAUUGGGGUCCUUGUGCAGUGUGACCCAGCAAGCCCUAGUCUAGUAGCCGGCCGCCUUCAGUGGCCCGGCUCUGGCGGUAGGGGAAGGAGAGGGGCUCCACAUGUAGCUGCUUGCUCCUGUUGCCCCCGUUGUGUGGUGCUGAGGGAAGAGGGGUGAUGGGGGAGGGGCGUUUCGCAGCUCUCCUGCCUUCUGCAGGAUCCUGCACUGCAGUGCUAUUGCCACCCUGGUGAUGCUUGCCUGGUGGCCUUGGACCAGCACCUCCCGUCUUACCUCCUGGUUCCAGCUGGGCUGUGUGGGAGUGCCUGCCAGUACGUGAGUUGUAUACAUGCAACACGGUGCACUUCUGCUUGGGUCCUUGUGACUUCCCGCUCUGACAGGUCCCGGAGCUUGUAGAUAGCCUUGAGCCAGAAUCCGUUUGCUGGUUCAUAAAGAACCAAAAGGCACCCAGGGUUUCGUUUUGCCAGUGCCGCAUGCUACCUAGCAUGAGCACAAAGCACAGGGCCCCUUCCCCUCGAGCUGAGUGUCGUGGCACGGGCAGGGCAGGAGAUGAGGGCGAGUGCCCUGGGCUGCUGGAGACUUGAGUUGGUUACCUGGCCUAGAGCACAAAUGGGGUGGCUGUUUUCCUGCUAAUCCCACCCCCCAGACACUAUCAGCAUGCCCCUUGGCACCCUCUCCACAGCCGCCUCAAUAGCUGCAUGGCUGGUGGGAUGAGCUGCCAGAGCAUGCCCGAUGAAGGGGAGGCAAGUUCACAUCCAGCUCUCAGUCCAGGGAGAGUUAGCAGCCCAAUGGGCAUCCUGCAGCUGAGCAGAGGAGGUUACUGGAGAAAGGCUUCAGGUCGUCCUCAUCUGCUCUUUGCAGUUCAGUGUCGAGUUGAUUGUCUGGAUAGGUGUGGGGCUGUUGCUCUCGAGGUGGGAUCUGGGGACCCAGUAGCAGGCUGUGUGCUGGCUGCUCCCAAGGCAGGAAGGGACUCCAGGCAGGCCUGGCAGCGUGCCCUGCCUUGCAGAAAAGGGAUGAAGUCGGCCCAGAAAGGGUGUUCUCCGCUCCCCCAGGC